GAAAAAGUCCGAGCUGCGAAGAGCUCCUCCACAUCCCGGGGAAACGCCGUCCCUACAGCGCCGUUUUAGGUAUAUUGCGCGUUAUUGAGAUUAAACCUUUAAAGGUUGUAGCUGCAUAAUUUCAUUGCUUCGAUCGCAUUAAUUAACUCCGCCUUUGAGUUUAGAAGAAUCUCAGAGAUUUUCUCAGGCUCCAGCAGACUCAGUCAUUGGGAGGAUGGUGCAGGUGAAGAAGAUAUGCUGCAUAGGGGCGGGGUACGUGGGGGGGCCCACCUGCAGUGUGAUCGCCCAGAUGUGCCCAGGGGUGAUGGUCACGGUGGUGGAUGUGAACGAGGACCGCAUACAAGCCUGGAACUCUGACAGCCUGCCUAUCUUUGAGCCUGGCCUUCAAGAAGUAGUUGAGUCCUGUCGUGGAGUCAACCUCUUCUUCUCCACAGAUAUCGACAGUGCAAUUCAGGAUGCAGACCUCGUCUUUAUCUCGGUGAACACCCCAACGAAGACCUUUGGGAUUGGUAAGGGGAGGGCUGCAGACCUGAAGUACAUUGAGGCAUGCGCACGCCGCAUCGCCGACGUCUCCACCGGCUGUAAGAUCGUGGUGGAGAAGAGCACGGUCCCCGUCAGGGCGGCAGAGAGCAUCCGGCGAAUCUUCAACGCCAACACAAAGAGCACGCUCAGUUUCCAGGUUCUGUCUAACCCAGAGUUCUUGGCAGAGGGGACAGCCAUCUCAGACCUGAAGAACCCAGACAGGGUUCUCAUUGGGGGGGACGAGAGCCCAGAGGGUCAGUGUGCAAUCGAAGCUUUACGUGGCAUUUAUCAACACUGGGUGCCCAAGGACAAGAUAAUCACCACCAACACGUGGUCAUCUGAACUCUCCAAGCUUGCAGCCAACGCCUUCCUGGCCCAGCGCAUCAGUAGCAUCAAUUCCAUCAGCGCCCUGUGUGAGGUGACCGGCGCUGAUGUGGAGGAGGUGGCUCACGCCAUCGGCACAGACCAGAGGAUUGGCAGCCGCUUCCUUAAAGCCAGUGUGGGGUUUGGUGGGAGCUGUUUCCAGAAGGACGUACUGAACCUUGUCUACCUGUGUGAGGCCCUGAACCUGCCUGAGGUUGCGAGAUACUGGCAACAGGUGAUUGAAAUCAAUGACUAUCAACGGCAGCGUUUCUCCUCACGAAUCAUUGGAUGCCUCUUCAACACAGUGACAGACAAGAAGAUAGCACUGUUGGGCUUCGCCUUCAAGAAGAACACAGGUGACACCAGGGAGUCUUCCAGCAUCUAUAUCAGUAGGUAUCUGAUGGAUGAGGGUGCUCGGCUCCACAUCUAUGACCCCAAAGUGAAGAAGGAGCAGAUCAUCCAAGACCUGUCUCAGCCAACCCUGUCCCAUGGAGAAGACGCUCAGAGAGUGUCUCAGCUCGUCACCAUCGCCACUGACCCGUACUCUGCUUGUGAGAAUGCCCAUGCAAUUGUCAUUUGCACAGAGUGGGACAUGUUCAAAGAGCUGGACUAUGAGCGAAUCUACAAGGCCAUGUUGAAACCCGCAUUCAUCUUUGAUGGGAGAAGAAUCCUUGACAGUCUGCAUGACCAGCUUCAGCAUAUAGGCUUCCAGGUGGAGACAAUCGGCAAGCGAGUGAGCCAGAGAAUUCCCUUCACUGGCAGUAACGAAAUCUCAAAACCCGAGCAGCUGCUACCUUCCAAGAAGCUCAAACAAUAAUUUUUUUCAUGGCUCACUGGAUUCAGAGGGUGAUGACUUCCAUUUGAAGAAAUGUGGUUAAUUUCUGCUCAGUUUUACAUCACAAAAGACUCAGUUGAAUGAACGUCUCCUGGAUGUUUUUAUCUUUCCAUGUAUUUACUUUCGACAAGUGAAGACUUCAAAACCCAAAGUCUUAAAGCAGGUUGUUUUAUAUGCUGUAUUUCAGCUGUUUGGGCUGUCAGUUUUAAAAAUAUUUCUGAAUACUGAAAUACAUUUAUCAGAAGUUCUUAUCAGAGCUUCUGCAAAUGCUGUCAUUCCAGUGAAACUUAUUUUUUUAAGAAUUUUUUAAUUCUUAUUGCUAAGCUGAGAGUGUAGAUUGUUUCUAUUUCACUGUGAAAGUUCGAUGAGACAACUUUAGUAUUAUUACAGCUGCUUAUCAUUUACAGUGACAUUACAGCAUUAGGAUGGACGUUUGUUUGGCCAAUUUAUAUUACAAAGGGAGGAAGAUGAUUAAAUUGCCUUGAUGGCCGCACAACAUGUACAUUAACUUGCCUGGUUCCAGCUCUGAAUUCUGUUAGAACUUCAAGAGCAAGCGGACAAGACAAUAAAAUUCUCCUUUACAAAAAGUGA
Paramormyrops kingsleyae is the source of this 2311-nucleotide messenger RNA. RefSeq names its product UDP-glucose 6-dehydrogenase-like. Gene Ontology annotation, cellular component: nucleus. The record is from RefSeq and is a predicted model, not a curated record. Lineage: Eukaryota; Metazoa; Chordata; Actinopteri; Osteoglossiformes; Mormyridae. Gene Ontology annotation, biological process: glycosaminoglycan biosynthetic process. Gene Ontology annotation, molecular function: NAD binding; UDP-glucose 6-dehydrogenase activity.